Molecule: messenger RNA, 3461 nt
Organism: Girardinichthys multiradiatus
Lineage: Eukaryota; Metazoa; Chordata; Actinopteri; Cyprinodontiformes; Goodeidae
Product: dixin-like
Exons: 21
Coding region: 162-2087 (641 amino acids)
Biological process (GO): canonical Wnt signaling pathway
Cellular component (GO): cytosol
Molecular function (GO): protein binding
Source: RefSeq, a predicted model, not a curated record
UGUCCAGAGUAACGGUAGCCUGCUCGGAGCCAUCAAUUGUCUGAACUGACGUUUGUUUGAGUCCAACAGUGGUUAGUAACGGGGGUCCCACCCGUUGUUCGGGCUAAUCCUGUAACUGCUAGCCGGCUAUCAUGUCUUCAAAUGGAGUUUCGAGUUAAAAGAUGAUCGCUUCACUCUCAAGAGGAAGUUUGCUGGAUGAAGUUCUUCAUGGGGGCUACAAUGAGCAGCAGCUGGCAGCAUACGUUUCCUGGGUGAACUCUCAGCUGAAGAGGAAGCCAGACCUACAUCCCAUUGCAGACCUCAGGCGUGAUCUGCAGGAUGGCGUUGUGCUUGUGCAACUGAUAGAGAUUGUCGCCGGUGAGGUUCUGCAGGGAGUCUGCCUACCUCCACUGAACAAAGAGGAAAGCAGAAAGAAUGUGGAGGAAGUCUUGAAGUUCAUUUCCUCUAGAAACAUACGCAUGCUACACAUAUCCGCAAAAGACAUCAUCGAUGGUAACCUGAAGUCUAUAAUGAGGAUUAUUCUGGCUCUGGCAGCCCAUUUCAAACCCUCAGCCAGUCAGAGGGCCGCAUCUGGAAGUGGGAGGAGCUUAACUAGAGGCAACACAAGCCACAAUCCUCUCUCCACGGUCGCUUUGGCUCAAGGGGCCGCUGCUGCUCUGGCAUCUGCUCGCCUAGACGCCUCACUGCCAACGCGUUUCGCACACAUCAACAGUAGCUGGGGGUCAGAUGGAGAACGGAGCGUUUGUGUCCGAGCACUGGUCCAGCAGUAUGAAAGAGGAGUUACAGAUGAGCAGGAGAACCCUCAUCUUAGCAGCCUCAGCUCCGUCGCGCCACUGUCGUCACCAAGAAGUCAGCCGGGCAGCACCUCGGACCGACAGCCGUAUGACAGCCAGCAGCAGGAGCAGGACGGCAGCGUGGAGUCUUCUAAUGUUGUAGUACAGAUGGCAUUGGAGGAUUCUCUCAGUGAAACCUUGGAGAAGGAGGUGCUAGAAACACGGAAGAUGGUGUCUGCUUUACAGGCUCUGUUGCUGCAUGGCUCUUUCCCUGAGGAUGAACAGGAUGUGUCUUUGACGUUGGAGCCAGUCAAUGCCAAGCAACAGCUGGUAGUUACUCGCAGCCGUUUGGAUCAGAGCAUGGAGGAGGUCGCAGAGCUAAAGAGAGAGCUGUUGCUUUGUAAGCAGGAGAUCAGAAACCUGCAGGCAGUUAAGGAGGCCCAGCAACAGAGGCUGUGCGCUCAGGAAGCAUCUAUACUGCAGAUGAAGCAGGAGCUUCUCCGAGCUAGCAUGACAAAAGACGAGCUCAACAACCAGAAAGCAGAACUCAAGUGGAAGCUUGAGGAAUGCAGCAGGCUGUGGGGUGAAUGCAAGAAAGACGUCGGGCAGAAGGACAGAUUACUCCAACAGCUCAAACACAAACUGGAAGAAAGCCAGAAACUCCAGGCUGAUGCUCAAAGAGAGCUGGAGCAUAAACGGAGAAUGCUGCAGGAGCUAAUGAGUAGAAAUCUGCAAGAGAUCCCGGCCAGCGCAGAAAACAAUGGAUAUUCUUAUUCUGGAAACUCAACCCCUUCUGUGUCAGGUCAGGCAGAGGAGGUCCAGCUGCUCAGAGACGCACUGUGGAGUCUGCGGAACAGCUUCAGAGACCACGACCCGCAGCACCAUACACUGGACACCCUGGAGCAGGGAAUAGUAUCACUCUUUGACAGACUGCAUGUUGUUCAUACUCACAGGGGAAGAGGAAAAUCUCCAAAACGGAAAGGUCAGCACACAGAUUUGGACUCUUGGACUUCCUUACAGAAUUGUCAGUCGCACAACGGUUCUCCUUCCUCUACAAAAAUCCUUUACUUCACUGGAAAAUCCCCAACACCCUCUAUGAUUAAUAUACCCAAGAGGCUGGGUGAAGUAACUCUGAAGGAUGUUAAGGCGGCUGUUGACCGAGAGGGGAACUACAGGUACCAUUUCAAGGCUCUAGACCCAGAGUUUGGCACUGUGAAAGAGGAGGUGUUCCUAGAUGGAGCAAUUGUUCCAGGCUGGGAAGGCAAAAUAGUGGCCUGGCUGGAAGAGGACCAUGGGGAGGAGAGACCUUUGUAGAUUCAAGCGGAGCAGCUACAAAGUUAUCCCCUUUGUCAAAAUGAUUCAAGAGACAUCAAGCUGUUUAGGAACAGCUGCACAGCACUGGAGGGUUAGGACGGAUUAGCACAAUACUGUAAGAACAGAGACAUUUUGGGUUACUGAACAGGAACGGGACAUCUCUGCAGUCUGAGGAAAUGUCUCACACCAAGGAAAUCAUAAACCUUUGUGCCUUACAAAGGAAGCUGUUUCUAUCAUGUUUGUUAUACUGCUAUAUUGUGAAACAAUAGUCAGGAAAAUUAUUUUGGAUUAACUGGAUUAGAAACUAAUGUAUUGAGGGUUUAUAUGUAGUAUUAAGGAAAAGACAGAUAUUUUGAGUUUUUAGAAAGUGUUCACCCGAUCUCCUGUGCACCAGUGAGGCCUUCAAAACACACAUUACCCAGUUAGUUUUCAUAGUUAUUUAAGCAGCUAUAUGGGUUUGUGUGUAAAGACUAUAAAGAUAUUUCUUUUUCAUUAUAAACUCAUUUGAGACUGAACAAGUCUAUUAGAAACAAAGGGUUGUUGUAUGCAACUGCUUGGAAGACAGAGGAGGUAGGGUUAGACAGGAUAUUAGUUGGUAGGAAUUUACUACUUUUUUUUUUUUUAUCCUACCUGUUGGAGAAGACCGACCCAACUUGGACACUUUUUUAACUUUUGCAUCCUAUCUGAUGGUAGCAGAAAACAACACCUGCAGAGAACAGUUGCGGUUGCAUGAAGAAAAAAGCCUUAAUGUAUUUUAGACUAAGUGGAACCUGAAUCCAGAGGUGGGUUUUGUUUUUGUGAGGGUCUUUAACAGCCCAGUAUGUAUUGGAAAAGGCUCAAACUCACUGUCAUUGGAUAGAUACAGAUUAAUAUGUCCAUGUAGAAAUGUAGACAAACGGCACUCUUCCCACUCCUAUCUCCAUUUUUUUGUUGUUCACUGUUUUGCUUGAUAUUUUAAAAAAAGAAAUCAUAUUUAUGUUCUGGAUUUGUUUGUUUAAUGAGAUUUUUUUUUUAAGUUAAAAUGCCUUUCCUAAACCUCAUUUUGUAAUUGUUAGUUUGGAGGAAACUUCUGUUCUCAUAGUUAACCAUUAUAUUAUUUAUGCUGUUUAUUUCUCUGUAUGCAGGUUUGCAUAUUUGUGGGAAAUUCUGACUGUCUUUUUACUAACCAGCCAACAGAAACAAAGUCAGUUUUGUGAAUAGAUUGUAUUUAAAUGCCAUGACUGCAUGUACCGAAAAAAUGUACAAUUUUCUGGUGUGAUGUUUAUUUACCAUUUGUUUAAGGUUUUUGCCAAGUAUGGAUAUUGUAUGUUUGGGGAGGAAAGGCCUUUGUUGAAUGUUUGAUAUUUUGAAAUAAAUUUUUUGUGUGCCACUUUU